AUGGUCCCCAAUCGCAGGGGCCGGUCAUUGUCCACCGCACUAUUCCUCCUAGCCUUAGGAUAUUUCUUUUUAUUACAACUACCCUUCAGUCUUUCACCCUGGGAUUAUCACCGGAGACCGACACCGGUCAAAAACGAAAACAUCAGGCCAGACGCCAUUCACCUAGACCGCGCACACAAGAUACACCCCAUUGCAUCAUACAUUCCCUUGCCAACAAAUCCAAAACCGCUUCCCCGCAUCCAACAUGAGUUCGAACCAGAGAGCUGGUCGGAGCGCAAAAAGAGAACUCAGAGACAGAGGGCUGUCAAGAAAACAUUUCUUCACGCUUGGAAUGGCUACAAAAAUCAUGCCUGGCUACGAGACGAGGUCUCACCCGUGAGUGGGAAAUUUGAAGACUCUUUCAGCGGCUGGGGUGCCACUCUGGUCGAUGCAUUGGAUACAUUAGUUAUAAUGGGCCUCGAUGGUGAGCUGAAGCUCGCACUGGAGGCACUCGAACAGAUUGACUUCACCACAACAUUCAGCAAAGAGGUCAACGUUUUUGAGAUCGUGAUCAGGUACAUGGGAGGGUUGAUCGCAGCCCAUGACCUGACCAACGGAAAACAUCCGAUCUUGCUCAAGAAAGCAGAGGAGCUCGGCAACAUGAUUUUCUAUGCUUUUGACACCAAAAACCACAUGCCACAGAUGCGCUGGAAAUGGGGCCGGUCAGCCAUCGGUCAAGAGAUUGAGCCAAACCCACAUACAAGCCUGGCGGAAUUGGGUUCUUUGACAGUUGAAUUCACCCGUCUGACCCAGCUAACCGGGAACCCAAUGUACUACGACGCCGUCCAGCGUAUAACGGAUGAGCUAGACAAGGUCCAAAUGCGAACUAAAGCUCCAGGUUUAUGGCCUAAUUUCGUUGACGCACUCCGUCUUGAUUUCAAUGGUUCUGACUUUUCGCUUGGCGGUGGUGCUGAUUCCACCUAUGAGUACCUGCCCAAGGAGCACAUUCUUCUCGGUGGGCAGACAGAUCAAUACAAAAAAAUGUGGGAGCGAUCACUCGAUGCAAUCAAGAAAAAUCUACUGUUCCGUGCCGUUACCAAAGAAGAAGACAAGCAAAUUCUCUUCACCUCCAAUAUGCAAUUUGCGGGGGGCGCAAGCCACAUUGCACACACCUCAGACCAUCUGAAAUGCUUCAUUGGUGGCACCGUAGGCAUCGCUGCCAAAAUCUUCAAUCGUCCUGAAGACCUAUCAAUCGCUCGGGGCCUCACAGAUGGAUGUAUCUGGGCAUACGAUUCGAUGCCGACAGGUGUCAUGCCCGAGACCUUCCAGUUCACUCCCUGUGCAGACCUGGAAGAUUGCCCAUGGGAUGAGACUCGCUGGUACGAGUCUGUCCUCAGACAGCCCAUCGAGCUUCAACAGCACCGCAGAGAAGCACAGAAAAUCGUCGCAGCGGAAGUCAUUCCACCAGGAAUGGUCGGAACUAAAGAUUCUUCAUACAAGCUUAGACCCGAGGCUGUUGAGUCUGUUUUCAUAAUGUACCGAAUCACUGGUGACAAGUCCCUGCAAGAUGCGGCUUGGCGCAUGUUCCAAAAUAUUGAGAAGAUGACGCAUACCAAUUUUGGUCACUCAGCCGUUAAGGACGUCCGUGACCUGGACACAUUAAAAGCCGACAGAAUGGAAAGUUACUGGCUCGCUGAGACACUCAAGUACUUGUAUCUCAUCUUUUCCGAGCCGGACCAUGUCAGCUUGGAUGAGUACGUCUUGAGUACCGAGGCACAUCCAUUUAAGCGAUCUUCUGGAUUUGUUUAA
Molecule: messenger RNA, 1788 nt
Organism: Penicillium pulvis
Lineage: Eukaryota; Fungi; Ascomycota; Eurotiomycetes; Eurotiales; Aspergillaceae
Product: glycoside hydrolase family 47 protein
Exons: 3
Coding region: 1-1788 (595 amino acids)
Biological process (GO): N-glycan processing; carbohydrate metabolic process
Cellular component (GO): Golgi membrane; endoplasmic reticulum
Molecular function (GO): mannosyl-oligosaccharide 1,2-alpha-mannosidase activity; calcium ion binding
Source: RefSeq, a predicted model, not a curated record